Messenger RNA from Bursaphelenchus xylophilus (pine wood nematode), 2052 nucleotides. NCBI's taxonomy places the organism in Eukaryota, Metazoa, Nematoda, Chromadorea, Rhabditida, Aphelenchoididae. The record is from the annotation of a GenBank genome assembly.
AUGAGUCAUCCGGGCUGGGUGAUGGUCUCCUUCCUGACCGAAUUACUCAGCUCUUACGGUGGCAUGGGUAAACCGCAUCUACCCAGUAAUUGUGCCAACGACACGGAAGUGAUAGACAAUCUCCUGAAGGAAGCCUACAACAAACAUUAUCUCCCUGCAUAUCCGGUGCGCGUUAGAGUAGAUAUGUGGGUGCAGGAAGUAACCGCAGUUAGUGAGCUGACUCAGGAUUUUGAAAUAGGUAAAAUAUUGGAUCGAUCAACGAACUGUUUAGAUCUUUAUAUUAACGAAUUCUGGGAAGAUCCUGCAUUAGCAUUCAAUUAUAUGAAUCCAUGCAAGAACAAUAUAUCUUUCGAUGACAAAGUGCUGCAAAAACUUUGGAUACCUAACACAUGUGAGCGCCUGGCGACUUUAUUAUAACGAAGAUUUGCUUUAGGUUUCAUAAAUUCAAAAAACGCAGCCAUUCACGAAAGUCCGUUCAGGUAAGUCAGCAAUCUUGCAAACUUAGUCAUCACGAAGUUUUUCAACAUUUGUUAUAAAUCCUCUGGUUUUAGGAAUGUUUUCUUGAUGGUCCUCUCAAACGGUACAGUAUGGGUAAAUUACAGGAUGAAAGUAACGGGUCCGUGUGAUAUGAACUUAAAAAGGUAACUACUUAAAACAAGUGUCUUUUUGUUGCACAAUACAUUUCGCAGUCUUUUUAACUAACCCUAGAGCUUAACGUGCAAGUUUAAAGGGCUAUAUGGAAUCCUGUUACUCUAACGUAAUUACAUUUUGUUAUGAGGCGCACAAAUAUUUGAGCCUAAGUCUGGACAUGACCAGCUUUACUUAGACAUUUUCCGAGAACUCAAAGUCAGCGUUUAUCGGUCCUGCCGCUAUUUAGAUGAUUAUAAAGCUCAAAUAUAAUAAAAGAAAUAUAAAAUUAAAAUAAUCAUCUCAUUCGAUUUAGAUUUCCUUUUGAUCAACAGAAAUGUUUCCUAACGUUCGAGUCCUUCAAUUAUAACACUGGCGAAGUAAGAAUGCAGUGGAAUCAACCAUAUCCAGUCAUGUUGCUCAAAUCCAUAGAAUUGCCCGACUUUGUUUUAGUCAAUUAUAGUGUCAUCGCCAUCGAGCAGAUGUAUCCAGCAGGCUGGUGGGAUGAGUUGACGGUCGCAUUUGUCUUUAAACGACGAUUUGGAUGGUAUAUUUUGCAGGGAUACAUACCUACGUAAGGACUCAAUUACUUGCAAAAUAUUUAUUUAGUUACGUAACCAUCUUCAUCUCUUGGAUUUCGUUCUACCUCGGCUCGAAAGCCAUUCCAGCACGAACAAUGUUAGGAGUCAACUCUCUACUAGGUAAGGAAUCGAACUCUUACUAACCCUGCUUUUAGCAAUGACAUUUCAAUUUGGCAACAUCAUCAGGAAUCUUCCCAGGGUAUCGUACGUAAAGGUAUGUUAAGAUCAAACAAUUAAAACUUUAAUGCAGGCUAUUGAUGUGUGGAUGUUGUCUGGCAUGAUGUUCAUCUUCAUGAGUCUUCUUGAGCUGGCUGUAGUUGGAUUUAUGUCACGAAACGAUGGUCUACCACGGAGAGCAUCGAUACGAAAAAAAGCGGACGAUGAUUUCUCCUGGAAGGAAAUGCCCAGCCCUAGGAUAGGAUUGCGUCAAUUCUGGGUGGAAAAACAGUGUGCAAGUCUGCGGAACAACAACGACGAGAUGCCCGUCACCGAGAUAAAGGACCACCCGCCCAUUAUUCAGCCCAUAUCCGACCCUCCUCUUCAAUGCACAUUCAGCAAAUCGAGAACUCAUUCCAAGAACGGAAUACUCCUAUCCAUUUACGAUGUCCUCAAUAGCAUGAAGAUGUCAAACCCCGAGAAAGUUGACAAAUACAGGUAAGUAAUCAAAAACAGGAAUCGACGACUUCCUCUAGAAUUAUUCUAUCUGUUUGUAUGCCGCUUAUGUUAAUAUGACAUAUUAUAUUUCAGCGCAAUACUUUUUCCCACUGCCUACUUCAUAUUCAACGUCGGAUAUUGGGGAUACUACCUCACGGACCUUUCUGCUGAAGACAUGGUCAUCAGUUGA